ACAUCGAAUUUUUAUAUAGGCAGUCAAGUUUGGAUAUAUAAGAGAUUGAUCUACUUUUAUAUCUAGUUUGUGAUUAUAUAUAAACAGUAUGAUUGAUGUAAAUAAUUUAUAUUUUAGUAUAAAGUCAAAAUAUAAAGAAUUUAUUUUGUAAAUUGAUUAUAUAAUUUUAAGUGAAAAUGCCGAAAGUAGUUUCAAGAAGUAUAAUAUGUUCCGAUACAAAAGAUCAAGAAGAAUAUAGUGAAGAAAAACCAUUACAUAUUUAUUAUUGUUUAUGUGGACAAAUGACAUUAAUUUUAGAUUGUGCUAUAGAAAAAUUACCUUUAAGAAAAAGAGAUGGUGCACGAGUUAUUGAUGGUAGUAAACAUGCUCAUAAAAUGACUUGUGAGCAAGAUGAAGUCGUGUAUUUGAAACGUCUUGAAGGAAUAGAAAAACAAUGUCGUCAAAAAUGUAAAAAAUGUGGUCUUUUUCUUUAUUAUAAACAUGAUCAAGCAACAAAUAUUGUAUUUAUUGUAAAAGGUGCAGUAAUUAAAAGUUCUGGUGAAGGUCCAAUGACAGAUAUAUACAAUCAGGUUGCUAUUGAAAAACCAAAAAAAAUAAUUGUAACAAAACAUACAAAAAAUAUGGGAAAAUUCAGUUCUGUUACUGUAUCUACAAUUGACGAAGAAGAAGAUGAAAUCGAAGCAAGAGAAGUUGCUGAUUCAUAUGCUAAUAAUGCACGCAUAAUAGAAAAACAAUUAGAGAGGAAAGGAAUGAAUAAACGAAAGGCUAUGCCUCCUCCUGAAGCAGAUCCAAAAAGAGCAAGACCUCGUGGAACAUUAUUAGAUGUGUAAAACUUAAUUAAUAUUAGUAUUACAUAUUUUAAAAUAUUUA
Molecule: messenger RNA, 870 nt
Organism: Apis mellifera (honey bee)
Lineage: Eukaryota; Metazoa; Arthropoda; Insecta; Hymenoptera; Apidae
Product: UPF0428 protein CXorf56 homolog
Exons: 4
Coding region: 177-830 (217 amino acids)
Source: RefSeq, a predicted model, not a curated record